Molecule: messenger RNA, 4725 nt
Organism: Trypanosoma cruzi
Lineage: Eukaryota; Euglenozoa; Kinetoplastea; Trypanosomatida; Trypanosomatidae
Exons: 1
Coding region: 1-4725 (1574 amino acids)
Source: RefSeq, a predicted model, not a curated record
AUGAUGAGUACGGGUGCGGAAAUAGAGGCGAUGAGAGAAGAGGUGAGCCGCGACGAGGCGGGGGCGUUGGAGGCAACACAAGCGGUGGAGUCGGCCCUGCAGCGGUAUCGCAGUCAUGUACGCGGGAAAAUACUCGGGGAGGCGCUUGUUGAGUCCUCAACCCUCGCCGCCGCGGCGCUGGAGGAGAUGACGCAGUCGCAUGCCCGGACAGUGGAGGAGCUGAACGCACAAAUUGCGGGGCUGCAGGAACAGAUGUUCGAGGCGGCGGCAGUCAUUGAGGCACUUGGAGGACAAAUUGCGGGGGACACAAACACUUCUUCGUCCCCCUCCGUGGCGCGACGCUCAUUCGCUCUGGAUGUGUGCACCACCUCACGUGAAAAGGGAGAUGAGAGCACACGGAUGCCCACAGAAACGGAGGAACUUCGGUUAACGGAGGAAAACCAGCAGCGCCUUUCAUCCCUGGGGGAGUCGACAUCCGAUGCGUUUCAUACGGCGCAGAGUGGCAGUCGUGGCACAGGCAGAACCGCCCCGCCGGAGAUUGACGUGACUCACUCCGCACUCUAUGCAGAACUGCUUCAAUGUCGUGGCACGCUAAAGUUACAGCAACAGCAGCAGGCAGCAAUGAAAACGCAAAUGAAGGAGUUGACUGCGUUGUUAUCAAGGGUGGUGAAGGAGAACGCCACGUAUCGGCAAGAAAUUCAACUGCUGCGUGCGACAACUGUUCCUGUGGAGGAGCACAGGCAAAUCCUUCAUGGGCGUGAUGCCCUGGAGCAGGAGUGUCGUUACAAGGAACUGGAAUUGCAGCAUCUAAAAGAAGAACUGGAAACGGCGUUGAACGGCUUCAUUUCGCAGCCGCAGGAAGGGACGAGCCUACUUGAUGUGGGUGUCAUUCAUGAAGGUGCCCCUGUACUGCCUUCACAACCCUCCUCAUCGUUCAUGUCAGCAGCACCGAGGGGGGAUGUCACACACGGCACGGGUGAGAAGGAUACAAUCGUGUGUUCUUCUCACAUUUCAACGGCGGAGGGUUUGGCUUCUGAGCCCAGUUGGAACGAGGAGGGGUUGCAGCAUGCGGGCCUUUGGAAGACGGCAAUUCGUGAGCUGGAGCAGCAGGCAGUUCUUGCCGCAUCUCAACUAUCCGCAGCCGAACGACUGCGUGAGGCAGAGAGUCGCAUUGAAGAACUGGAGGCGAUCCAGGCGGAACUGCGCACCUCGCUGGAAACGUUGGAGGCGGAGGACAAAUGUGUACGGGAGGACUGUGGGCAACUGGUAUUCCGCAAUGCGGUCCUGUCUCAACAAGUAGCCUCCCUGCUUGUACGAGUUGAACGGCAGCGCCGUGCAUUGGAGCGGCAGGAGAAGAUGAAUCUGUUGGUGGAAGAAGGGGAUGCCGUUUCCGACUCGGAAAUACUUCUCGCAGGCGAGGAGCCUCUCCGUCCGGACAGCCGCCGUGCACAGAGGGGCCGCGUGGCAUCAGCCGUUCAGUCCCUCCUGGAGCGUCGCCGUGCCGUCUCUGCGUUCGCCCCAUCGUCGCCGUCGGCGGGAGGAGCUGCAGAGAUGACAAGAGGAGGAGGGGAUGGUCGUGGCAGUUUUUUGGAUCUGACGCUUCAGCCCGCCGAACCGCUGGAAGUUGAGGGCGGCUUGCGAACAGGGCUGGGAGUGUUCGCCAGGAACUCACACCGUCCGCGCCGCUCGCUGGCGUUGCGCAACUUGGGUUCUCCAUCCGUAGAGGUGGACUUCACGCGCGUUCCGCAGCUCCCGGCGACCGAUCAGCUCACCGGUGUCGCGCUGGGACGCCCAUCGCAUUACGCGACACUUGACCCCGCCCGGCUCACGACAGCAGAUAACAGCAGCGGCAGCAGCAGUCGUCACACGAAUCAUAACGGUUUUCACAGCGUAGGCUCAUCGGGCUCUGCCACAAAGACUUUAUUUGUGAGCGACAACACAGAGGAGAACAGGCAGUUUCUUGAGCUCCUCCGCGAAGACGAGAACUUGGACCGCUACUCCAUCAACUCCGUGACAGAGCUGCUGCAGCGCAACCAAGAGUUGUUGCAGCAGCUGUACGUGGCGACAAAACGUGCUGAAUCAGCGGAGCGGCGUCACCAGGAAAGAGACAGUGAAGAGAAUGUAGUGGAGGAAGGGGAAAGUCGGGCUGCUUCUGACGUGGAGGCCGCGCAGCCGCAUCGCAGAGUUUGUCGGAAGCGCAGUAGGGAAGAGGCAUCGUCUACGGAAUUGCACUCACAGCAGCAGCAGCAGCAGCAAGUGGUGGAAGAGGAGGGUGAACGUGGUGGAAGGAGCACACCGCAGAGACAUACGCUCCGUCAUGGUUAUUACAAUGAAGAGGGGGGGGACGAAUGGCGACAGUCCUUCAAGGCACCCGAUGACCGCUACGUGCAGUUGGAGGAGCAUUUGGACGGGCAAAUUGAUGCCGUGCUGCGGAACCAUGAGUCACAGCUGAUUUUAACCGACAACGGUCUGGCUGCUUCGCUUCUUCGCAUCAUGGAGCUUGGGCGAAAACCGGGUGAUGGUUACGGCAGUAGUAGUAUUAGUAGUCUCCGUUGCCACAGCAGCAACACGGAGGAGGCAUCCGCAGUGGAAGCCACAACAAACAGCAUGAAAGAUGCUGUUGUGACGUCUCUUGUGCGUCUGUGCACAGAACUGGGGGUGCAGACGGUCAACCAGGCUGUUACUCUUGCCUCAGUCCAGCAGUCUGAGCACGCGGAGAUGAUGCAGAAGUGCUGGGCGGAGGCACAGCGUGUCCUCCUACGCUCCGCAGCGGAACUACAGGCGGCCGUUGCCAGUUUACCGCACCCUGUGCAGUACACGGAGGCGAAGCAGAUGGAGGAAGCCGCUAUGGAAGGGGCGGGUGGUCGCAAUGAAAACGACGAGGUGCAACUGCUACAAAACAUCACAAGUCUUCUGCGCACAGCGUCUCUGAAGGAGCAUAGCAUUCAGCGUGUCCUCCAAUUGGCUGCUCGGCGCCAGCGGGCGGCGAAACGCGUUUGUGGGGAACAACGACAAGAAACAGAUAAUGAUGAUGAUGAUGAUGAUGAUGAUGAUGAUCUGGACAAUGAUCAGCAGGUCCUGCGGAAGCUAAAAGUGCAACUUGAAGGAGUUCAGACGCAGUACGAAAAGCUUCUUGCCGCCCAUCACGAGGAGCGGAAGCAGCACACCGCUCUGCUGGACCGCAUGUGGCGAAUGGAGGAAGAAAAAGUUGACGCCGUACGGUCCCGUGACGAGGCGUUGGAGCGCAUGACAUGGAUGAUGACACGCGAGGAGUAUGAAGCGACGGUUGACGCACUUGAUGCUGCAAAGACGACCAUAGAAGACCUGGAAGCGCAGCUGCGAUACGCACAGGAGACAAACAACCAGCAGCUGGCGGAAGUUGAUCGAUGGCGACAGGUGAGCCUUGACCACGAGCGACAACGCGAGGAAGACGCUGCAAUUGUGGCGACGCAGCUGGCAGAGAAGGAUCGUCUUAUCGCCCAAUUUGUGCAGCAGCACCAGCAGAUUGAGUCACACAACAGCGAGCUUCUGGCGAGCAUUUGUCGGAUGGAAGCAAAUGCAACGCAGCAACGAGAGAAAAUUGCGUCACAGGAUGACCAUGAAAGGGCGCUUCGAGAACAACUGCGCCGUGCGGAGCUUGCGCUACUGGAACAGCAAUGCACGCAGGACUUGCUGUUUGCCAUAUUCCCUGGCGAUCGUGCGUUGGAGGAGAACCGCAAUUUAAUUCAGGCGAUGCGUGCUGAGAAGGAACGACUCGCGGAGACAGUGGCGUCGUUGCAGCUUGAACUCGAGAAUGUCCACCGCGACUUGGCCUCCGCACGACUGCAGAUACAUGCGGCGGAGCAGGCACGUCAGGAGGCGGAGUUGCAGCUACAUGAGGUCUCGUUAAGCCGGGCCAACGUUGUACCUGCCGCAAUGUUGUCAUCAGCCCCAACGGCAGAGGGAAUGCCAACAACAACAACGGCAUCCGCGACGGGGACGGUGGAGUUGGAAUUGCUGCAGCGCACGAAUGCCUCCCUGUUGGCGGAGAAGCGGGGCUGGACGGAGCGGGAGGCACUUUUGCGUGAGCAACUUGCCGCGCUUGGUCGGGACCCGGUCAGUGAAAACGCGCGACGCUAUGGACUGAAGGCAACACGGAGCUUUGAAGAACAGCUGGUGGAGAUGGACGAGCGGUGCCUGGGACUGCAGACUCGGGUGGCGGAAGCCGAGAAGCUUCGGGACACGGUAGACCAGUUGACCAAGGAUGUGGAAUCCUUGACGACGCAGCUGGAUGCCGCAAGGAAUGCCCUUGCGAUGCAGCAGGAGUCUAAUGAGACGCUUCAGGAGGAAAUGAAGACGAUGGCUGCGGCCAUCCAGCAGAAGGAGGAGUCACAUGAUGCAGUGAAGCUGACAUUGGCAGAGAAGGAGGAACUCAUCAGCAGCAUCAGUGGUGCGAUUAGCACACUUGAAAAGGAAGUGGAGAAAAUGGACGAGCGUCUGCGCGCCAGCGAUGAGGAACGACAGCGACUUUACCAAGAUAAUGUAAAGCUCAUUGAAAACGUCGCAGCGCUUAUGGAGGAUGUGAAGAAGAAAGAGGCGGAACGUAAAGCGGCGCAGGCGGCGUUGGCUCAAGGACUUGCCUCCGCAUCAUCAUCAUCAUCAUAUCGUUGGCGUGGUCGCAGCGCUGGGAGCGGUACCCCAGGGCCCAAGUCCAUCACCGGCUCACUCGGGAAGGCACCGAAUUGA